AAAUGUAAAAUCUGAAAGAAAGGUACCUCGCUUUUUCUUACAAAAGCUGCUCUUUCUCAUAAUUAAACUGGAUCCAUAUAAUCUUAAGGAAUAAUUUCUUAAACAACACACUAUGAGCUUUUACCAAGAAAACACCCACCAAAACAGCUCUGAUCCUGUGAGGACAGAAGAAUCUAGAAAACACAGUCUAAUUCACCAUCAGGGACCGAGUCCAAAAAGCAUCUCAAAAAAGACCCUGCCUCCUAUCAACAAUUGUAAUUCCUCCUGGCCUCAUGAUGUUUAUAAAGGGGACUCCACAAUCUGACCCACAUCUUUACAGCUAAAACCAUCUAUCUGAAUCUUAUUCAUUGGUUUCAGAUCCUCAGAAUUCAUGGAGGGUCAAUUACGCCACGAUACAAGAAUAAGCUACAUCCUCAGAAGCAACCUGCCCUCUUCUAACCUGACGACCGGUUCAGUCAAUGCAACACACGCCUUCAGUGCAUUUGAAGGGUGCGAACAAAUGGUGAGUGGUAUCAUUUUUGACUUAACUAUACAAUCCUUCAACGUGAUCGUAGGAAUACCUGCCAACAUCCUGGUCAUAGCAAACCUAAUAAACACCCGUAAGGAGCCUUCAACUUCUGACAUCUUCCUGGGCUGCCUGGCUUUCAUGGACGCCUACUUUGGAUUCAUGACAAUCAUAGCGUUCCUCAAUCUCUACCACUGGAGGAGUGCUAUGGGUUGGAUGGCUCUGAAGUUCUCCUUCGGGGUAAAGGACACCAGUGGGCCGCUCUUCCUCUCGUGCGUCUGUCUGGAUCGCUUUAUAGCCGUUCUCUUCCCCAUCGCAUUCGGACAGUUGAAGGACAUCAAAUACAGGAUCGGCUUGACCAUCGUGGUACUGCUGCUCACUUUUGCUUAUGCUUCAGCCAAAACCGUUGGUGGCAUUCACAACUUUGAGAAGGUUUUCACUGGUGAGGUCUUGUUUGCUUUCACCUGGAUGGUUGUGUGUAACGUGGCCAUCCUCUGGGCACUGAAACGCUCACGAGGCUCUGGUAAAGAUGAGAUGCAUCCAAUGAAAAGAAAGGCAUUUAAGAUGGUGCUGUCUAUCUUGAUCAUCAUCGUGAGCAACUAUCUCCCACCAGUUGCCAUGUUCCCCUUUGAAGACCAUUAUCCACGUAAGGUCUUUCAUUGCUAUGUGCAGCCAGUGGGCUUUGCCUUUGUAAACAUCAGCAGCACUAUCCAGCCCUUAACUUACUUGUUCCGUCUAGAGAAAGUACCAUUCUUGCCUGAAUCUUGUGUGGAGAAGUUAAGCUGCAAGGAAAAAGACAAACCCCCAAAGGAAUGACUUCUGCCUGAAAUAAUGUCUGAAAUAUGCUUUUGAAAUAUUUAAAGGAUUAGUCCACUUUCAAAUAAAAUUUUCCUGAUAAUUUACUCACCCCCAUGUCAUCCAAGAUGUUCAUGUCUUUCUUUCUUCAGU
Messenger RNA from Megalobrama amblycephala (Wuchang bream), 1453 nucleotides. RefSeq names its product G-protein coupled receptor 183. The record is from RefSeq and is a predicted model, not a curated record. NCBI's taxonomy places the organism in Eukaryota, Metazoa, Chordata, Actinopteri, Cypriniformes, Xenocyprididae. Gene Ontology annotation, biological process: phospholipase C-activating G protein-coupled receptor signaling pathway; positive regulation of Rho protein signal transduction. Gene Ontology annotation, cellular component: membrane. Gene Ontology annotation, molecular function: G protein-coupled receptor activity.